CUUUUUCCUCCUCUUCGUCCUUCUUUACCGCCUGUCGGUGCUGCCUGUGGGUUCCCGGCGUGUGAGAGUACAACUCUCCGCCUGUGCAAGGAGACUGGUUUGUGACCACCUAACCGAACUUGCCCAUUGAAAGCAAGCCCAGAACAGCUGGAUAAUGUCCACUCCGAGCAGAUUCAAAAAGGACAAAGAGAUCAUAGCCGAAUAUGAAAGUCAAGUCAAAGAAAUUCGAGCUCAACUGGUAGAACAACAAAAAUGCCUGGAGCAGCAAACGGAGAUGCGAGUUCAGCUUCUCCAGGACCUGCAAGACUUCUUCCGGAAGAAAGCCGAAAUUGAGACAGAAUAUUCUCGGAACCUAGAGAAGUUAGCAGAAAGGUUCAUGGCAAAAACAAGAAGCACUAAGGAUCAUCAGCAGUACAAGAAAGACCAGAACUUGUUGUCUCCAGUGAACUGUUGGUAUUUGCUCCUGAACCAAGUGAGGAGAGAGAGCAAAGACCAUGCCACCUUGAGUGACAUCUAUCUGAACAAUGUGAUUAUGAGGUUCAUGCAGAUAAGCGAGGAUUCCACCAGGAUGUUUAAAAAGAGCAAAGAGAUUGCAUUUCAACUUCAUGAGGAUUUAAUGAAAGUUCUUAACGAGCUGUAUACGGUGAUGAAAACAUACCAUAUGUAUCAUGCAGAGAGCAUCAGUGCCGAGAGCAAGCUAAAAGAGGCUGAGAAACAGGAAGAAAAGCAAAUUGGAAGAUCCGGCGAUCCAGUCUUUCAUAUUAGACUAGAAGAGAGACAUCAGCGGCGAAGCUCUGUGAAGAAAAUUGAAAAAAUGAAAGAAAAGAGACAAGCAAAGUAUUCAGAAAAUAAGCUAAAAUCAAUUAAGGCACGGAAUGAGUAUCUCCUAACCCUUGAAGCAACCAAUGCCUCAGUUUUCAAGUAUUAUAUUCAUGAUCUUUCAGAUUUAAUUGAUUGCUGUGAUCUUGGCUACCAUGCAAGUCUGAACAGAGCCCUAAGAACAUAUCUCUCUGCGGAGUAUAACCUUGAAACCUCCAGGCAUGAAGGCUUAGACAUUAUUGAGAAUGCAGUUGACAAUUUGGAGCCCAGGAGUGAUAAGCAGAGAUUCAUGGAGAUGUACCCUGCUGCCUUCUGUCCACCAAUGAAGUUCGAGUUUCAGUCCCACCUGGGUGAUGAGGUGUGUCAGGUCAGCGCUCAGCAGCCGGUCCAGGCGGAGCUCAUGCUCAGGUACCAGCAGCUGCAGUCCCGACUGGCCACUCUCAAAAUCGAGAAUGAGGAGGUUAAGAAAACGACAGAAGCCACCUUACAGACAAUACAAGACAUGGUCACCAUCGAAGACUAUGACGUUUCUGAAUGCUUCCAGCACAGUCGCUCCACAGAGUCUGUGAAGUCUACCGUCUCUGAGACUUACCUGAGUAAGCCCAGCAUCGCCAAGAGAAGAGCGAACCAGCAGGAGACUGAGCAGUUCUACUUCAUGAAACUCAGAGAAUAUUUGGAAGGUAGUAAUCUCAUCACAAAACUUCAAGCCAAACAUGACUUGUUGCAGAAGACCCUUGGAGAAGGUCAUAGAGCAGAGUAUAUGACUACAAGGCCUCCAAAUGUUCCCCCUAAGCCCCAGAAACACAGGAAGUCCAGACCCCGCUCACAGUAUAAUGCUAAGUUGUUUAAUGGGGAUUUGGAAACAUUCGUCAAGGACUCAGGGCAGGUUAUCCCCCUCAUUGUGGAAAGUUGUAUUCGGUUCAUCAAUCUCUACGGUCUUCAGCAUCAGGGGAUUUUCAGAGUGUCUGGUUCCCAGGUGGAAGUCAGUGACAUUAAAAACUCAUUUGAGAGAGGUGAAAAUCCUUUGGCUGAUGACCAGAGUAACCAUGAUAUUAACUCAGUUGCUGGUGUUUUGAAGCUCUAUUUCCGUGGGCUGGAAAACCCCCUCUUUCCUAAGGAAAGAUUUAAUGAUCUGAUUUCUUGUAUCAGAGUCGAUAAUCUCUAUGAGAGGGCGCUUCACAUCCGCAAGCUCCUCCUGACCUUGCCCAGAUCGGUCCUCAUAGUGAUGAGGUACCUCUUUGCCUUCCUCAAUCACCUUUCACAAUACAGUGAUGAGAACAUGAUGGACCCUUAUAACCUGGCCAUUUGCUUUGGCCCUACAUUGAUGCCUGUGCCAGAAAUACAGGAUCAGGUGUCUUGCCAGGCUCAUGUGAAUGAAAUCGUCAAAACCAUCAUCAUCCACCAUGAGACUAUUUUCCCAGAUGCUAAAGAGCUGGACGGCCCUGUUUAUGAGAAAUGUAUGGCUGGAGAUGACUACUGCGACAGCCCGUACAGUGAGCACGGCACACUGGAGGAGGUGGAUCAGGACGCUGGUACAGAGCCCCACACCAGUGAGGAUGAAUGUGAGCCAAUAGAAGCCAUAGCCAAGUUUGACUACGUUGGGCGAUCUGCCAGAGAGCUGUCCUUCAAGAAGGGAGCGUCCCUGCUGCUGUAUCACCGCGCGUCCGAGGACUGGUGGGAAGGCAGGCACAACGGGAUCGACGGGCUUGUGCCUCACCAGUACAUCGUGGUGCAGGACAUGGAUGAUACAUUUUCAGACACUCUGAGCCAAAAAGCCGACAGCGAGGCCAGCAGUGGGCCAGUCACAGAAGACAAGUCCUCAUCCAAGGACAUGAACUCGCCGACAGACCGCCAUCCUGAUGGCUAUUUAGCCAGGCAAAGAAAAAGAGGAGAACCACCCCCUCCAGGAAGGCGUCCUGGUAGAACCAGUGAUGGCCAUUGUCCCCUCCACCCCCCACAUGCUCUUUCCAACUCCUCCGUUGACCUGGGGUCCCCAAAUUUGGCCAGUCACCCCCGGGGCCUGCUGCAGAGCCGUGGUCUCAACAACGACAGUCCGGAGAGGAGGCGCCGGCCAGGCCAUGGCAGCCUGACCAACAUCAGCCGGCACGACUCCCUCAAGAAGAUCGACAGCCCUCCUAUUAGAAGGUCCACGUCAUCGGGGCAGUACUCAGGCUUCAGUGACCACAAGCCACUGGACCCAGAGACAAUCGCUCAGGACAUUGAAGAGACAAUGAACACUGCUCUGAAUGAACUCCGAGAACUGGAGAGGCAGAGUACCGCAAAGCACGCCCCGGAUGUGGUCCUGGAUACCUUAGAACAAGUUAAAAACUCUCCCACCCCUGCCACGUCCACAGAAUCUCUCAGCCCCUUGCACAACGUUGCCCUCAGGAGCUCAGAGCCUCAGAUUCGACGAAGCACUAGUUCCUCCAGUGAUACCAUGAGUACUUUCAAACCUAUGGUAGCGCCCAGGAUGGGUGUGCAGCUAAAACCUCCAGCCCUCAGGCCAAAACCUGCUGUUCUUCCAAAAACAAACCCUACCAUAGGACCUGCACCUCCUUCCCAGGGUCCAGCAGACAAGUCUUGCACAAUGUAAAAACCACUGAGCAAGGGCAUACGAGGAGGUGAUUAAAAAAAGAAAAUGGAUUAGUGACAAAAGUCAACGACCGAUACCUUUCCUUAGUUUUGUGCUUAUAACUGGAGAUCUUCUGGCUUUUC
Molecule: messenger RNA, 3534 nt
Organism: Pteronotus mesoamericanus
Lineage: Eukaryota; Metazoa; Chordata; Mammalia; Chiroptera; Mormoopidae
Gene: SRGAP1
Product: SLIT-ROBO Rho GTPase activating protein 1
Exons: 22
Coding region: 155-3412 (1085 amino acids)
Biological process (GO): signal transduction; negative regulation of cell migration
Cellular component (GO): cytoplasm
Molecular function (GO): GTPase activator activity; protein binding
Source: RefSeq, a predicted model, not a curated record